CGCCGCACGGCCAAAGCCGGGGAAGAUGGCGCCCGCCAGAGACCCAGGCCGCGGCGUUGCCCCGGCAACCGCUCCACGGCGGGAGGGGGGCCUGGCGCGGGGAGGGUGCGGUUGCUAGGAAACAGCCGCGCAGGCGCAAAGGCGCUGAGCGGCACGCGGCCACCGCUACUGGAGGAGUAGCGGUCGCCUUUGCCCCGGCCCCGGUGAUCUCCGCAGGCCCAGCGCUCCGCGGAGUCCUUCUCCGCCAUGGAGCUGGAGGAUGACUUCGAUGUUUUGGAUCCAGAGAGAUUAAUACAAUGUCCAUAUGAUAAACAUCAUCGAAUCAGAGCCUGUCGGUUUCCCUAUCACCUUGUAAAGUGUAGGAAGAGCUACCCUGAAGUUGCAAAGGAAUUGGCUACAUGCCCCUUCAAUGCUCGCCAUCUAGUUCCUCAAGCUGACCUCAGCGAUCACAUAAUGAAGUGCAAUGACAAAGGGUUCAUUGAGCAAGAUAUAGUGAAUCAGUCCUCUGGCUUCCAGAGGGAGCAGAUGAAUGCUGUGAGCACGUGGCAGGCACCUCCAUGUGAUGAAGACUGGGAAACAGAGUCAUUGGAGCAGUCAGAUUCCCCUUUUGUUUGGGGCAUGACCAACUCUGGCAUAAACAGUUCCAGUACCACCUUUGAACAAAAGAAUUGCUUGCCUUCAAGAGUACGUGCCCCUGCGUCCUUGCCAUACGCCAUAUCAUGGAAAGGCUGUAAGUACUAUGCACGUGCUUUUGGCACUGUGACUUCUGUAGAUGGAGGCAGUUGCUGAAAUCACUGGCUGCAGCAGUGCUUUUUGGCCACUGCUGCAUGGACAGGAGUGGUAGUAUAUAACACCUGCCUCCUUGAGAGCAGCUUCUUAGGGAAUCUGAUGCUUGGAUCAUCCUCUGUAUCCUUUCCCUGAAGCAUCCUCUGUAUUCUUUAUUUCAUAUUCUUGACAGGCCCUUCAUUACAGUGGUCCAGUUUGAGCAGCCCUACUCCCUAGCCACUUUGGCUCUGUGUCUUUAAACAAGUCCUUCCACACUAUCUACACUAACCCCUUUCACCCCCCACCCUCCCCCAGACUUAAACCAAAUUAUUUCCUUGCUUUGUGCGACUCUGCUCACUGUCAGACGCAGCUAAGUCAGAGCAAAGGUAAAACUAGGGCCGCUUAAACCAGCACUACUGGGGAAAAAACCUAUCAAAUUACAUCUGGAGGUGGGAGGGAGGGAGGGAGCUUCCUGUGUUGAAGUGUCUGAUGCUGAAAUCACAGACCAUUAUUUGCCAUUAGCAGCAAAGCAAAAGCUUAAAAGUGCAUUGGGGAAUGACUGUCUUGUUUCUCACUUGGAGCAACUAAACACAGUACUCUCAGGGGUCUGCAGGCAUGGCUUCUGCACAAGCAAUAACUGUGCAAUUGCCAUAAUGUCAGGCCAAAUCUGCCAAACCAAAUUGAAAUGUAAUUUGUAGAUAAGCCUUGUUGCCAAGCUGACAAGUGCUGUUUCAGCAAAGGCCACUCUCACUUGGGGGAGUGGAGGAAAUUCUUGUAUUUUUCUCCAUCUUGUGCAAAAAGUGUGUCUUGCCCUUUUCAGAGUUUGGAGUAUUAGCAUCUCUUCCCCCUGGAAGUUCGUUCCCCCCAGCACUAAAUGGCUCCCUUUCUAGGACCAUAUAGCUCCUGCGGAUGGCAGAUAUUCUCUGGACCUGACGGCAGGACUCUGUAGAUUUGGCUGUUGCUGCAUGACAUGUUUUUGCAACAUUUGAGUUUGUCAAACCAUCCUUGGUUGCCAAGUCUUUUUCCCAAGCAUUUGUUUCAUAAGUUGCCCUCAUCUUCAUUUGGUGAUCUUUGUUACUGUUAUUGAGUAAAUGGACUGAUAAUUUUACACAGCACCAACUCCUUCCCUCCUCAGACAGCAGUGAGUAGUUAACAGUAAAAACCGCAGGAAUUAGCAAGUCUCUUGGUUCAGUUGUCACAUGGCAGCAAUGAUGAUCUGUGAAGUUGUUCUAUUUGCUCCAAAGAUUUGGAAACAGCAGGAGAACUCUUCUGAAGUGGUGAUGGGUUUUAAGGGGCUAGGGUGGGGAAGGAGGGUGAUUUUUAAGUAGAGGAGGUAAGGUCUGAUUAGGUUCCUAAUCAGAGAAGUGAUAGUGGGAAAUGGAACAGCAUGGAGGGUUGCACAUACAACUAAAAUCUUGUCCCUUAGCUUUAUGCUUUAAAACAAGUGUGUGGAUAUUUGAGGGCCUGUUACAGCCUGGAUUGCAUAAAGUAAGUUCUGAGAGUUUCUCCAGCCUGUAAAGAAGCUGAGACUUCCUACUGCAUAAUGUUUAAUUAAAAUCAUCUGGAUCAGCCAAACCUAGAAGUAUUUUUUCUGUGCAUGCACUUUUUGCUUUUUAUCUUGUCAGCAUCUGAGUUUGUGUACAUAGGGUAUGUAAAGUGGACAGUUUUGGUUUUAAAAUACAUUGUCAUUUACAGACACUUCUGUCUU
Messenger RNA from Harpia harpyja (harpy eagle), 2473 nucleotides. Its product is annotated as gametocyte-specific factor 1-like. The transcript is spliced from 6 exons. NCBI's taxonomy places the organism in Eukaryota, Metazoa, Chordata, Aves, Accipitriformes, Accipitridae. Bases 247 to 789 code for a protein of 180 amino acids. The record is from RefSeq and is a predicted model, not a curated record.